AUGCAUUUCGGCCUCGGCGGACGACAGUGCAUCGGGAAGACAGUGGCCACGACAAACAUCUACAAGCUCUUCAGCACUAUACUGAGGGAGUUCACAUUUGAGCUAGCGAAUGAGUGGGAGCGAAUCGAUGCCGAGAAGGGCUUGUAUAAGGGUAAGAUCCCGGACCUGGUCAGCGUGGGAAAUGAGAAGUUAUCAAUGGCACCGACACCUUCGAAAACGCGUCUCUACACGCGAAGGGAAAUCGAAGCCCUGAUCGCAAACAACGCAAAGAUCAUAAUCCUAGAUGGCGAAGUGAUCAAAGCCGACGCGUGGAUCCCGUACCACCCUGGCGGCGAGAAAGCGAUCUUGCACCUUGUUGGCCGCGACGGGACAGAUGAGAUACGCGCGCUUCAUUCGAGAGAAGCACAGGCGCGGAUGAGGAAGUUUGUGAUUGGAAGAAUUGAAGGGAGGUGGGAGAAUUUCUUGCCGCCGAUACAGGGGGGCUUCUUUAGGAAGUUGGGCGAGGAUGGAGAUGGACAUGAACAAAUUGAGGAUGAAAAAGGCGUCGCUACAGAGCUACCUCCGGCGAUCGGUACCAAAGUGAAGCCGAAGCUCAAUGGCAAUGCGCUCGAGCAUGCGAAGACCGUGGAAGCAUCUACAGCCCACGCCAUAUCAUCCGAUAUGACAAACUACCCUCCCCUCGACCAAGAGUCUCAAGACACAAUCAUCCAGAAAUACCGCCAACUUGACGCACGUCUCCGUGCCGAAGGACUGUACGACUGUCCAUAUGGCUCCUACGCUAUUGAAGGUCUUCGAUGCAUAGCCCUCUUCACCCUCUUCCUAACAUGCCUGCACUACGCCUACUACACUCUCGCAGGACUCUUCCUCGGUCUGUUCUGGCAUCAGCUUCUCUUUACUGGUCAUGACGCCGGGCAUAUGGGCAUAACCCACAAUUUUCAUAUCGAUACCUGCAUCGGGAUUUUCAUAGGCGAUUUCCUCGGCGGACUCUCGAUAGGCUGGUGGAAGAGGAACCAUAAUGUCCAUCAUAUCGUCACGAAUUCACCCGCCCAUGAUCCAGAUAUCGAACACCUACCGUUCUUCGCGAUAUCCUCUGAUUUCUUCAACUCGUUAUACUCGAGCUACUAUGACCGAGCUCUGCCCUUUGAUGCUGCUGCCAGGUUGUUUGUAAAGUACCAGCACUGGCUCUACUACCCCAUUCUGGCGCUCGGCCGAUUCAACCUCUAUUUCCUAGCUUGGUCCUACCUAGUUAGUCCAACGCAGGUUGUGAAGAGAGGCCCGGCGUGGUGGCAUCGGUACGUGGAGAUCGCUGGGCUGGUCUUCUUCUGGUACUGGUUCGGGUAUAGGACGAUCUACCUUUCCAUCCCAAGCUGGUCGAGCAGGGUUACAUUCUUGCUUGUCUCGCAUGUGGCCACAGCACCUCUCCACGUGCAACUCACAUUAAGCCACUUCGCCAUGUCAACCGACACAGCCAACACCUCCAUCUCCAUAUCUGGGAAGCUGCAUGAGUCCUUCCCGCAACGCAUGCUCCGCGCAACAAUGGACGUCGACUGUCCGCCCUGGCUCGACUUCUUCCACGGCGGGCUGCAGUUCCAAGUCGUGCACCAUUUAUUUCCGCGGCUGCCGAGGCAUAAUCUACGGAAGGCGCAGAAACACGUCAGGGAGUUUUGCGCGGAUGUCGGGAUCCCUUAUGUGAUCUUUGGGUUUGGGAGGGGGAAUCAGGAGGUGAUUGGCAGGUUGGGCGAGGUUGCAGAGCAGUGGAGGGUCUGGGAAGAGUGUCGGAAGGUUGCGGCGAGGGAGUUGGUGGAGGGGUAUCAGAGGUGA
Molecule: messenger RNA, 1821 nt
Organism: Aspergillus mulundensis
Lineage: Eukaryota; Fungi; Ascomycota; Eurotiomycetes; Eurotiales; Aspergillaceae
Product: Fatty acid desaturase
Exons: 2
Coding region: 1-1821 (606 amino acids)
Biological process (GO): lipid metabolic process
Cellular component (GO): membrane
Molecular function (GO): oxidoreductase activity, acting on paired donors, with oxidation of a pair of donors resulting in the reduction of molecular oxygen to two molecules of water; heme binding; iron ion binding
Source: RefSeq, a predicted model, not a curated record